This is a messenger RNA of Enterobius vermicularis (human pinworm), 1179 nucleotides long. Lineage: Eukaryota; Metazoa; Nematoda; Chromadorea; Rhabditida; Oxyuridae. The record is from the annotation of a GenBank genome assembly.
GUUGUUUCUAUUAUUAGAAAGACCGGCGGAUGUCAGCCAAACUUCGAUUUCUCAACCUGUUGGCCGGGAACUUCGGCCGACAGUACCCUGGAAGUUAUGUGCCCAUUUCGAUUUUGCACUACAAUCCCUUCCUGUGCAGAAAUUUCCAAAAGAGCUGUUGCUCGACGUUAUUGCAAUCCGGAUGGUGUCUGGUCACUUCCGGACUACAAUGCUUGCCUCGCUUUGACGGCUCAUCAUAAGGGUUGCUUUGAAGGAUACUGUCAUACGUGUCCGGAUCCAUUUCGAGAUGCUGUUAUAGCAGUUUCAAUGACACUAAGUAUAAUUUCUGUAGUGUUAUUGACAGCUGCACUAAUAUUAUUUUCAUUAUUCAAAUCACUGCAAUGUCGUCGUUUGACAAUUCAUAAGAAUCUCGCAAUGGCUUUCAUAUUAAGGUUUACUUUUCUUGCUAUUUGGUCAGUUGCUCAAAUUUCUAAUCUAUUCAAGGAUUGUUCCGAAUUCUAUACGAGACCCAAGUUUGGUGCUUAUGUAGCUUCAGUUUUAUGGAUGUUUAUUGAAGGAGCAUAUUUAUACAGUCGUUUUACCAUUUUUGCAAUGAGGCACGUUGAGCCACCAUAUUUUGUGUAUCCGCUAUGCGGUUGGGGUUUUCCUGCCCUGGUUGUACUUAGCUGGACAAUAUUACAAGAACGACAAGUGGAUGAACAUGGUAAACCAUUGUACUGUUGGUUACCCUAUGCUAGUGGUCCACAUCUAUGGAUACUGUCUGGUACCAUGGGAUUAGCGUUAAUUGUAACAAUGUUUUUUUUGGUUGUUUUGACAAUUAUUGUAAGAAAUUUUAAUGAAUUUAGGAAGACAAUUAAAGCAACUUUAUUGUUGGUACCAUUGCUCGGUGUAUCAAACAUACCGUUAUUCUAUGAACCAGAAGGUGUCGGCAAUGCAUAUAUGUUGGUUUCAGCAGUUUUGCAACAUUCACAGGGGAUUUUUAUUGCUGUUCUCUAUUGCUUCUUAAGUGGCGAAGUUCGUAGUGCUGUCAAACGAAGGCUGGGUAAAUUGCCUUUCCGGUUUCUUCGUCAUUCGUUAGAACGAACAUAUAUUACAGAAGCCAAAAAGAACUAUUGUCAACCCGGUGCUGCAAUUGCUUUAGAAGAAGCAAAAAUUUUGAAUGCUGAUGACGAAGACUAA